GGGGGCGCCGGGGGCCGGAAGCGUCAGCGUUACGUGGAGAAGGACGGACGCUGCAACGUGCAGCACGGGAACGUGCGGGAGACGUACCGCUACCUGACGGACAUCUUCACCACGCUGGUGGACCUGCCGUGGCGCUUCAGCCUCCUGGUCUUCAUCCUGGCGUACGCCCUCACCUGGCUCUUCUUCGGCCUCCUCUGGUGGGUCAUCGCCUACGCCCGCGGCGACCUCGACCACCUGCAAGACCACGCGUGGACCCCCUGCGUCAACAACCUCAACGGCUUCGUCUCGGCUUUCCUCUUCUCCACCAUCGGUUACGGCCACCGCGUCAUCACCGAUAAGUGUCCGGAGGGUAUCGUCCUGCUGCUGCUCCAGGCCAUCCUGGGCUCCAUGGUCAACGCCUUCAUGGUGGGCUGCAUGUUCGUCAAGAUCUCCCAACCCAACAAACGCGCCGAGACCCUCGUCUUCUCCUCCCACGCCGUCGUCUCGCUGCGGGACGACCGCCUCUGCCUGAUGUUCCGCGUGGGCGACCUGCGGGAUUCCCACAUCGUCGAGGCCUCCAUCCGUGCCAAGCUCAUCAAAUCCAAGCAGACGCGGGAGGGGGAGUUCAUCCCGCUGGAUCAGACGGACCUGAGCGUGGGCUUCGAGACGGGCGACGACCGGCUCUUCCUGGUCUCGCCCCUCGUCAUCAGCCACGAGAUCGACGAGCGCAGCCCCUUCUGGGACGUCUCGCGGCACCAGCUGGAGGGGGACGACUUCGAGAUCGUCGUCAUCCUCGAGGGGAUGGUGGAGGCCACAG
Messenger RNA from Eurypyga helias (sunbittern), 796 nucleotides. RefSeq names its product potassium inwardly-rectifying channel, subfamily J, member 9 (gene KCNJ9). The annotation marks the transcript as partial. The record is from RefSeq and is a predicted model, not a curated record. Gene Ontology annotation, molecular function: inward rectifier potassium channel activity. Gene Ontology annotation, biological process: potassium ion import across plasma membrane; regulation of monoatomic ion transmembrane transport. Gene Ontology annotation, cellular component: plasma membrane. NCBI's taxonomy places the organism in Eukaryota, Metazoa, Chordata, Aves, Eurypygiformes, Eurypygidae. The transcript has a single exon.